AUGCGGUCCCCUGAGCCGUCAGGUCACCCAGCAGCCGAGCCGCCCCUGGAGCAGACACAACUGCAGCAGCCGCCCCUGGAAGCAGCCGCCACUGCAGCAGCCGCCCCAGGAGCAGCCGCCACUGCAGCAGCCGCCCCUGGAGCAGCCGCCACUACAGCAGCCGACCCUGGAGCAGCAGCCACUGCAGCAGCCGUCCCUGGAGCAGCCGCCACUGCAGCAGCCGCCCCUGGAGCAGCCGCCACUACAGCAGCCGUCCCUGAAGCAGCAGCCACUGGAGCAGCCGCCACUGCAGCAGCCGCCCCUGGAGCAGCCACCACUGCUGCAGCCGACCUGAAGCAGCCGCCACUGCAGCAGCCGUCCCUCGAGCAGCCGCCACUGCAGCAGCCGCCCCUAGAGCAGCCGCCACUGCAGCAGCCGCCCUUGGAGCAGCCGCCACUGCAGCAGUCGCCCCUGGAGCAGCCACCACUGCAGCAGCCGCCCCUGGAGCAGCCGCCACUGCAGCAGCCGCCCCUGGAGCAGCCGCCACUGCGGCAGCCGUCCCUGGAAUAG
Messenger RNA from Closterium sp. NIES-65, 549 nucleotides. NCBI's taxonomy places the organism in Eukaryota, Viridiplantae, Streptophyta, Zygnematophyceae, Desmidiales, Closteriaceae. The record is from the annotation of a GenBank genome assembly.